AUGUUAAAGGUCGGCACUGCGACGCUGACGCGGCGCUCGCUCACUCCUCUGCUAAAUGCACGGUCCAGCACUGGCUCAAGGAUUCCCUCUUCGCGCUCAUGGGCGCUACAGCUUCUUCCUGUAGAGCUGAGCGGGCGGUCGUAUUCUGCUCGGUCGUCCACGGCGCCAGUGACGCAAGCCAAGGCACAAAUGGCCGUAGCAGCACUGGCAACAGCUGGCGCUGCUUACUUGUACAUGACGUCAGAGCGUCAGAGCAAGCAGGAGAAGCAGCAGCGCGAGCUAGAGAUUGAGAAAGAGCGAAAGCUGAGCAGUCGACUUGCCGCAGAGCUCGUGGCAGCCGAAGCGAAUCAGAACAAAUUGGACUGGAAGGCCACGCUCGAGCGUGUCGUGCCGGCGAUCGUGUCGCUCAAGCUCAAUUCGCCCAAGUUCUUUGACACAGAAUCACCAGGCAACGGAUCGGCCACGGGCUUUGUGGUCGAUGCUGAGAAGGGGAUUAUUCUGACCAACCGCCACGUUGUAGGACCAGGACCGAUUGAUGCGGAGGCUGUCUUCCAGAACAAUGAAGAAGUGCGAGUGAUUCCUAUUUACCGCGACCCAGUUCAUGAUUUUGGUUUUUUCCAAUUUAACCCGGCAGACGUUAAGCAUAUGUCAGUGCCGUCUCUACGUCUGGAGCCGGAGAAAGCUACCGUUGGGACCGAUAUUCGAGUAGUGGGCAACGAUGCUGCUGAAAAACUCGCUAUUGCUAGCGGUACGCUGGCGCGCCUGGAUCGUGACGCACCCAACUACGGAUACAACAGCUACAACGACUUUAACACGUUUUACUACCAGGCUUCGUCAGGAACGACCGGGGGUUCUUCCGGCUCGCCUGUACUCAACCAUGACGGCGAUGCCAUCGCUCUCAAUGCCGGUGGUAAGAUUGGCACUGCAGCGUCCUUCUAUCUGCCACUGGAUCGAGUCAAACGGGCGUUUGAUCUAAUUCGAGAAGGUAUGGACGUGCCGCGCGGCACUAUUCAGACCGUCUUUAGCUACAAACCCUUCGAUGAGGUGCGCCGACUUGGUGUAGACAGCGCUACAGAAGCGCUCGUGCGCUCUUCUUUUCCGCUAGAAAUAGGGAUGCUGACAGUAGCAGAAACGAUUCCGGAUGGUCCAUCCAGCAACAUGCUGCAACCAGGUGAUGUGUUGGUGCGAGUCAACGGCGAGUUGAUCACUCGAUUCGUACCGCUCGAAGCGAUUCUCGACGAUAAUGUGGGCAAUGAGGUUGAGCUUGAAGUAGAGCGUUCCGGAAAGCCGGUGACUUACAAGGUACGGGUACAAGACUUACACUCGGUCACCCCGUCACGCUUUGUGGAAAUCGGUGGGGCAGUCAUAAACCCGCUGUCAUACCAGCAAGCGCGGAACCAUGCGAUGAGUCCUGGGGCACCGUACGUCGCGGACCCAGGUUACUUUCUUCAGCGUUCGCGCAUCGAACGCGGUGCAAUCAUUCACUCGGUAAAUGGUGUCAAGACGCCUGACCUUGAGACGCUCAAGAACUACCUGAAGCAAUGCAAGGACCGUGAUCGCGUCGUGGUAAAAUUCUCCAAGCUGACGGAUAAGUCGGAGAAGGUGGAGGUUGUGCAUGUAGAUCGCAGGUGGUUCCCGUUCUGCGAGUGUGUGCGCGAUGACAAGCUUGGAACGUGGCAUUGUGAACGGUUUUCGCCGCCAAUCGACAAAAGCGAUGAUGACAAUGACAGGAAUUCAGCCGACAAGAAGCCAAUUGGCUCAACGACAACCUUGCCUGGCAAGAACCCCGUGGAAAAUAAGCUUGCACGAUCUUUGGUGACUGUAGACUUUGACAGACCGUUUAGCGUGAACAGUUUGUCAACGUCGAAUUACCGUGGCACAGGACUUGUGAUCGAUGCGAAGAAGGGUCUUGUGGUUGUAGACCGCAACACUGUGACUGACUCAAUGGGCGAUGCUAUGGUGACCUUCGCCAGCACCAUCAUGGUUCCCGCUCAAGUGGUGUUUGUCCACCCAGUGCAUAAUUUCGCGAUUGUACAGUACGACCCGAAGCUUAUCGGAUCGACACCGAUCGAGAGCUGUCAAGUGGCGUCCGAACCACUUGCACCAUCCGAUUCGGUGUGGCUGGUAGGUCUCAUGAGCAGCGUGGGGCGCAGCGGUCACUCUGACCUUGUGUCUCGCGAGACAAUCGUGUCUGGUGUUAAGUGGAUCGGAUUACCGAUGCCGAACCCGCCGCGGUAUCAGGAGCAUAAUCUGGAAAUGGUAUCGCUGCAGGACGUCGUUGGCACUGAAGGUGGCGUUAUUUGCAGUGAUGUGGGUGAGGUAAGCGCGUUUUGGGCAUCUUUUUCCUUCCAGCAGCAGCGCCGUAAUUCGAAAGUGGAAAGUCAGUUCAACCGUGGUAUCCCGAUGGACCUGAUCAUGGAAAGCGCGGCGCCGCUCAUGCGAGGAGGGACACCCAAAAUCUACGAUCUUGGCGUCGACUUUGAGCAUUUGAGUUUGGCUAAGGCUCGCGAGCUCGGACUCGGACAAGCUCUGGCUGAGAUUCUGGAAAAAGAUGCUCCGGACCACCGGACCAUUUUGAGCGUAGCCCGGCGAUGGGGUGGCACCGAGGCACAGACGGUAUUGAAGAACGGGGACAUUUUAGUUGCUGUGGACGGCAAAAUCGUGACAAGUUUCCGUGAAGUGGAACGUUGUACACAAAAGCCAGAGGUGCGACUUACGGUUGUGCGCGAUGGCCGCGAGAUGCAACUAGACGUGAAGACUCUGUUUAUGGAGCGCACGGAAAUCAACCGCAUUGUGUUUUGGCAAGGUUUGCUGCUCCAAGCGCCUCCCUUAUCUGUCUCGGCGCAGCGCAGCAUCUCGCUGGACGACGGCAUUUAUGUAUCUUGUCGAUAUUCGGGCUCUCCAGCUGCUCGUUACGGCCCACCGCCCACAAGUCGCAUCAAGGAAAUUGAUGGUAUAAAAAUCACCAGUAUCGACGAUUUCCUAAGCGUUGUAACGUCGAAGUCGACGAACGACUCGGUACGCAUCAAGUAUACCGACCUGAGUGGCAAGGACCGUCUCAGCACACUCAAGCUCGAACCCAAGUACUGGCCUACCAGUGAGCUGGUGAACGAGGAUGGUGAAUGGCGCCGGCGUCAACACUAG
Molecule: messenger RNA, 3144 nt
Organism: Hyaloperonospora brassicae
Lineage: Eukaryota; Oomycota; Peronosporomycetes; Peronosporales; Peronosporaceae
Source: the annotation of a GenBank genome assembly